Messenger RNA from Glarea lozoyensis ATCC 20868, 1530 nucleotides. RefSeq names its product Ubiquitin-like protein. Bases 1 to 1530 code for a protein of 509 amino acids. Gene Ontology annotation, molecular function: protein binding. Lineage: Eukaryota; Fungi; Ascomycota; Leotiomycetes; Helotiales; Helotiaceae. The record is from RefSeq and is a predicted model, not a curated record. The transcript is spliced from 2 exons.
AUGGCUUCUCAUGUGGUAGUCACAGACACAGCUUUCCGGAGGCAGACGGUGAAGGUUACGCCAGGAAUAUAUAUGACAGAUGUUCUGGGUGAGGCCUGCCGAAAGUUUGGAGUCAAGUCGGCCAAUUAUACACUCAAAUACAAAGGCAAGCCAGUGGAUCUCUCCAGAACAUACCGCCAAACAGGCCUCGUCUCUGGCGCGAAACUCGAACUAGUAGUCGCCUCUCGAUCACCUUCAGUGGUUUCUGUUGCCCUCCAACUUCCAGAUGUAUAUUCUUCAAGUGUUCCAAAUGGCCGAUUGACAGAUAAAUUCCCAAGCGACACCACACUAUGGCUUAUAUUGCGGAAGUUCGAGAACACACCUGAGCACAACUUUAAUUUUACGGCGCGAGGGGUUAGCCAGGUCGAGAAUGGGAAUGUGCUGGAAGCGAAGAUUUUCUAUGAGAAGCCGGUGGUCCAACUCAUGGCGAGGGAAUUUUCAUCUUUUGAAGAACUCCAACAGACGCUUGCGCAGUUAGGAUUUAACAGCGGAACUGGACUUAUUAAAUUGAAGUUUUCACGAACGACAACGCCUCUGGAGGAAGCACGAGGCGAGAUUAGUGCACAUUUCAAGCAGCUGGCAGAGAAGGAGGCCGCAGCAAAGGAGAAGGCAGAGGCAGAAGCGGCGGCUAAGGCGGAGUCUGAUGCGAAAGAAGGAGAAACGGCAGAAGCACAAAAUGUUAUUGACAGUGUUACUGGCGACGUUGAGACCCCUCCAACCAAUAAAGGUGUCGCUGGCGACGUUGAAAUGACUGACGCUUCACAACCACCAGAACCAUCAGCAGCCGCAUCGACAUCAGAGGCGAUUAAAGAGGACGUUCUGGGUCCUGGUCAGCGUCCUAUCUCAAUAUACUCUCCCCCAAGCUCAGAUACGCCAAAAGCUGCUUUGCAACCGGUCCAGGAUGAUGAUUUCGAGCCAUCGAUAGUACACGCCAAAUUACAUCAAGAUCGUCUAAAGAAUAGUUCACAUAAUAAGCGACUGUUAUCUAAUGCUGAAGAAGAGAGGCUAGAGAAAGAGAAGGCUGCAAAACUAGCAGCAGCGAAAGAAGUCUCUGUCAAAAUCAGGUUCCCAGAUCAAGCGACUAUCGUCUCACCCUUCAAGGCAGAUGAGACAGGAGCUGAUUUGUAUACAUAUGUAUCGAAUGUCAUUCGUGCAGGUGACCAGCCGUUCAAGCUUGUUUGGAAUGGUAAGGGUGUACAAACUGUGCCCAAAGAUGAUAAGAAAAAGCUUAUCAAGGACCUGAAGUUUGAUGCUCGAAUGCUAAUUAACUUCGUGUGGGAGGACGGAGUCAACCCUGCUGCAAAGAAAGCACCAAUAUUGAAACCGGAGUUCGAUGAGAAAGCUCAGGAAAUACCUGUGCCAGAAGUUCGACCCCUUCUUCCACAAUCGAGUGGAUCCAAAAUUGGUGACACUAUGGAGAAGGCAGGCCAAGAUGUUGCUGCUAAGGUGAAGGGGAUGCCGAAGUGGUUUAAAGGGCUUGGGAAGAAGUGA